This is a messenger RNA of Trypanosoma theileri, 2130 nucleotides long. RefSeq lists its product as uncharacterized. Gene Ontology annotation, cellular component: endoplasmic reticulum. Gene Ontology annotation, molecular function: lipid binding. The record is from RefSeq and is a predicted model, not a curated record. The transcript has a single exon. The coding region runs from base 1 to 2130 and encodes 709 amino acids. NCBI's taxonomy places the organism in Eukaryota, Euglenozoa, Kinetoplastea, Trypanosomatida, Trypanosomatidae.
AUGGGGGUUCUUCUUAGUUUUCUACCUGUUAACAAUGCAGUGUUUAUGUUUCUAUACAGGCAUCUCUUUGGAUGUGAUUUGAACCUUAAUACGAAACGACGUUUUGUGGAUACAAUUCUUGGAAGUAUUCCAGUAAAUGUUAUUGAAUCCCUUGUUUGGGAUAAAAAACACAAAUAUGAGGAUCGAGAGAAUGAUUCCCGCCAUCAUUAUGGAGACUCUGAAGGAAUUGGUGUUUCAUCCAUACUUCACGCAUCUGUAUGUCGAUUAGGAUGGUAUGAUGGUGAUGAAUUUAUUGGUAGUGUUCAUGAUGCCCGUUUAGUAUUAUAUGAAAGACAUCUUAUGGUACAUGAGGUAGGGGCUUCACAGAAUAUGGGUAAUCAUGAACGUGUUAUUACAGCUGAACGAUUGAUAGGACGUAUACAAACAAGUCGUAUAAGUGUACGUGUAGCUGUAAUUGAAUCCAAUACCCGUCGUGGUGGUACUGGAUCUGGUGUUUUACAUGGUCAUGUACUACUUAUUAAUACUAUGGAUGAUGGUCCAUUGUUUGAUGAACCUGAAGGUACAUCAAGUACUUCCUAUGUUUCGAAGCAGUCAAUGAUUUUUCCAAAUGGUAGUUAUAGUAUCACGAAUAACAGUAAUAUCAAUAUCAAUAGCAAUACCAAUAGCUAUAUCAACAAGAGUAACAAUCAAAAUAGUAAUAUUAAUAGUAAUAAAAAUAGUUCUUUGUAUGGUGAAAGUAAUCUUAAAGACUCUAAAACGAAGAAAAGUAAUGAUCGGGGUACUAAUAGUAAUAUUAGUAACAAUACUAAUGGUAAUAAUUUUGGUAAUACUAAUCUUGGAAGUACUUCUUUUACGACGAAUACUAAUGAUAAUCGUCUCUCUCCGCGUUAUUCGAUGGCUGUGAAGUUCUACUCCUUGCGUGAUCAAGAGAGGUGGUUAAAUCUUUUACGUGCCCCACAUGAAGCGGCCCAUUGGCGUUCAUAUCUUCGAACUCUUACGACGCCUGACCCUUUUAAUCUUCUUCUGACGCGAUUACUUGUCCAGAGUAUGCGUACGACUGCCCUUGGAAACUUUAUCCAUGCCAAGAUCCAGAAGAAGCUGGACUCCCUUAGUAUAAAGAAAUUCCCUCGUGAGAUUGAGGGUGGUAUUAUUCUAGAUGACUUUCUCCUGAGUGAUGAGGUUCCGAUGGUGAGUAAUGUCUCCUCCCCGUCCACCUCGGCGAAUGGGGAGGUGACGUUUGACUUUGAUCUCCUCUACCGCGGCGGGGCGACGCUCUGUCUGCGGCUCAACUUGACUUACCGCGGGCUGCGGAUCCCCCACGUGGUGUGUGCGGUGACGAUUGAGCGGGCGGCCGGGCGGCUGCGGCUGAGCGUCGGGCCCCCGCCGAGCAAAAAGUUCUGGCUGGGCCUCCUCUCGCCGCCGACGGUGCGGCUGACGGUGGCGCCCGGCCUGAGCCCCCCGGCGGCCCACGGCCCCCUCCACCGCCUCAUCGCCGCCCUCCCGGACCUCAGCCACGUCGCCAGCCAACUCCUCCACCUCUACCUCCUCGACGAGAUGGGCCUCCCCGUCAUGGACGACUACCCGCUCCCAAGCGUACAGAAAACACCCCCAGCCUCCCCACACAACAGGAAAUCAUGGAAUACAAAGUUCGACAGGAAAAACGCCGCCGCACAUAGUAGAUCACAUCAUGCCACCACCUCCACCCCCGCCUCCAGCGCCGUUGCCGCUGCCGAGACAGCAGCAACAGCAACAGCAACAGCAGUGGCAGCAGGCAUGGGCUCCUUCAUGAACGCUAUUAAGAGCUAUAGAAGCAGGUUUUCCCACUAUGGGGAUGGAAGCACAGAGGAGAGUCCACUAGGAAAGGAAUUAUCAUUUCGACCACUCAGGGAUCCUCUACAAGAGGAUGAGGAAGAGGUGGAUAAUGAGAAGAAUGAGGUGGUAAUAAACACGCCAAGUGAAAUGAGAAGCACGAGUGAAACGACAGUAUCAACUCUUAGUGGACUUCCACCAAACUCGGAGGAUGCACGACGGCAUCGAAUUAAAAAAAAAGCAGAAGAAAUUAUGCGACCAGCUGUUAAGGCAGCCCUCCAGUUACCAACACCAUCUGAACAAAAAAAUUAUUCUUCAUAG